ACGUCUGCGAGGUGCAUGUGAGUUGGCGCCACAUGCUUGAAACCGCCGCUGCCUUUCUUGUGAUGCCGGACGCACCUACCGCCCGACCGCUCUCGGGCAAGAUGCGCUCGAUCCUCGGCACGCGCGGCUGCCUUCUCUUGGCAUCGAUCGAGCCGGUCGAGCGACAUCGGGCGGAAGGCCGUGUCAAGGCACUUGGCCGUGGUGUGAGCGACAGCCAACUUGAAGAAGCAAAGCUGCUUAUUGAAGAGGAGCGCCGAAGCAGCACCACCGACAAGCUCUUGCUCUUCGUGCUUGAUGCCAAGGCGGUGUUCCGCAACGGCGGCUUUGGUCUCUCGUGCGGUGACGCGAUGCUCAAGCGGAUCGCAGCGCUCGCCGACGCACCAGAUAAACGGACGCUGGACCUCUCCAACAUUGGUCUCUGCGACGCCUUGGUGACCUCGCUUCUCGCGUACUUGGUGACGCCGUCCUGUCCCGUCGUUGCUCUCAAUAUCGCCAAUGCCAAGCUCGUGCCAGCGCAGAUUGUGCGGCUCGCCAAAGCGUGCUCGUCGCGUCUUGAGUCGUUCCAGGCCUCGCACCUCGUCCUUCCCACGUCCCGAUUGAAGGCGAAGCGCGUGGAUUGGCGCAGCACAGGCUGCGACCACAUGGACCUCGCUGCGAUUGGCGCGCUUCUGGAGGCGCGCUGCAAAGCUUCCGUUCAAGUGCUCGACCUCUCGGAGAACCCGCUCACGGGCGUCAAAGGUGUUCUCUUUGGCGGCAUCGAAUCACUUUCGUCGGCGCUCAUGGCCCUCAAGAAGCUCCAGCAUCUCUACAUGGACGACACGCGCCUUCGGAGCGACGGCCUCGUGCUGCUCGCAUCCGGGCUGCUCGCGACCACGUCUCAGGUGACGCUGCUCUCGCUGAGCAAGAACGACGUGACGCACAACGUCGCCAACCACGUGUGCCACGACGGCGUCGACGCGCUCUGCGAAGUGCUUCGCGGCUCGCACACACUGCAGACGCUCGUCCUGGCGGCCAACGACCUCGACUACGACAGCGCCAUGAAGCUCAGUGCGAUUCUGCGCGUGAACGACAGCAUCACGCGCAUCGAUCUGAGUGGCAACAACAUUGGAUCCUCGGGGCUCUCGCAUCUCGCGCGCGCCUUGCACUUCAACCCCCCUCUGCGCGACCUGUGUCUGCGUCAAGCAGGACUGAACUGCAACGCGUGCGCCUGCCUCGCGGACGCUUUGCUUCGCAACUCGACGCUGACGACGCUCACCUUGUCGGAGAACCCAAGCAUCAAGGAGGUGGGCUGGCGCCGCCUCGUCGAAGCGUUGGAGCAAAAUGCAGUGCUUUCCUCGCUUGUCCUGGAGCCGCCUGAGCACAGCCGGUACGCGAGCCACGUCGAACGUCUGCAGGCGCUUGUCAAUGCGAAUCGCGCGCUCCGCAACGUCCAGCAGGCGCUCGCCACGUUUGACUUUAGCGCGCUCUCGGCGUUUGCCCAAGUCAACUUUGUCACAAAGUUGCGUGCGUUUAGCGAGGCCGAGCUCUGCACACUCCUCUCGAAUCAAUCGUUCCAGCAGCUGCGCAUGACGUCCGCGCAGGUCUCGGCGCUGCAGUAUUUCUCGUCGCUCGAAAUGUACGACCCGCUACGGCGGUUGGUGUGGGCCUACGACGCUGUCACGCGCCGCACCGCAAGAGCUACCGACGAUACUGCGAACGACGACCGUCGCGUCUGGCGCGACGUCGACCUCGUGACGCUCCCGCCACUCGGGGUAGCCCGCCAUGUCUCAUAACACCCAACACAGUUCUGUGCGUGGUGCAUCUCGU
Molecule: messenger RNA, 1806 nt
Organism: Saprolegnia diclina VS20
Lineage: Eukaryota; Oomycota; Saprolegniomycetes; Saprolegniales; Saprolegniaceae
Exons: 9
Coding region: 33-1772 (579 amino acids)
Molecular function (GO): protein binding
Source: RefSeq, a predicted model, not a curated record